Teleopsis dalmanni is the source of this 136-nucleotide messenger RNA. RefSeq lists its product as uncharacterized. The record is from RefSeq and is a predicted model, not a curated record. Lineage: Eukaryota; Metazoa; Arthropoda; Insecta; Diptera; Diopsidae.
AAUUCUUGUAAUGCAUCAACAGGUAAUCCCUCAAGUUCUUGUAAAGUCCCAAGGACAGGUGACAGACUUGCAAAAACAAAUAAAUUUUUACGGAAGUAGGAUACAGGAUGCAGAAACAUAUCUACAAAUGACCAAA